This is a messenger RNA of Lutra lutra (Eurasian river otter), 4101 nucleotides long. It is a transcript of the gene KLHL33, whose product is annotated as kelch like family member 33. Gene Ontology annotation, molecular function: protein binding. NCBI's taxonomy places the organism in Eukaryota, Metazoa, Chordata, Mammalia, Carnivora, Mustelidae. The coding region runs from base 135 to 2570 and encodes 811 amino acids. The transcript is spliced from 6 exons. The record is from RefSeq and is a predicted model, not a curated record.
AGGCAGGAGGAACGGUGGUUUCUCGGGAGGGUGAUUAUCGGGAUGGGCUGGGGGCAAGCCGGGUGGGAUACACUGCGGCUACUGAAUCCGUACACAGGCUCCUUGCACGCUUCGCUGCGCUUGCGAACCCGACCAUGAGCGUCUCGGACUCCGCACAUCAUCCCUCCGACCCCGGGAGCGUCUCUCUUCCUGCCCAGAAGAACCUCCUCAGCUUCCCUUUACCCGACCGGAGAACCCCUUCCUGGCCUCGUUCCCCGGACGAGGACCCCGGUUUGCCCCCCUUUCCUCUGGAAGACACUGUCCCCAGGCCUUUGGCCCCGGGGAACCUUCCAUCUCCAGCCUUGUCCCUAGAGGAAGAAGAGGAGGAAGAGACUGAAGACGAAGACGACUCGGCGGAGCCGGAGGGACUGCGCAGCGAGGAACACCCGAGCCAGUUUUUCGCGGAGGCACAGCGGCUUCGGGAGCAGAGGUUGUUGCUGGACGAAGAGGUGUCCGUUGCGGGGCGAGUAUACGGGGUGCAUCGGGUAAUCUUGGCUGCGAUUAGCAGCCUCUUCCGAGACAGGCUGCUGGGCGGCAGAGGUCCACAACCGCCCCUCAGCCUAGACGUGACCGCCAGGGCCUGGGAGGCCGUGCUGACCUUUGCCUAUGAGGGGUUCCUGGGCCCUGCCCCUGGGGGAGAUGUGCUGGUCGUGGCGGAGGCUCUGGGAGCACCCCGGGUGAAGGCCGCGGCCCAGUGGAGAUGCGAAGGGGCUGGAAGCGCCAGGGAAGACGGAAAGCCGCCCAGCCAGGUGGAGGAGCUGAGGGAAAACCUGCGCAGUAUUGAGCUCCUAUACAAAGAGGGUGUCGGGUGCGACCUGGAGCUGGAGGCAGGCGGCUGUCGGCUGCGAGUGCACCGAGCAGCCCUGGCCUGUGGCAGUGAGUUCUUUGGCGCCAUGCUCCUGAGUGGGAUGAGGGAAUCCCAGGGCACAGAGGUGUCUCUGCAUACCAUCUCUGCCCAGGACCUGAGACUCCUCAUUUCUUUCGCCUACUCUGGUGCCGUGCGGGCAAGGUGGCCAGGACUACUGAGAGCUGCCCAGGCUGCUCUGCAGUACCAGAGCUCUUCUUGCCUUGCUCUGUGCCAGAGAGCCUUGGCCGGGGGCCUCAGCCCUGCACGCUGCCUGGCCCUGUUCCCCAUAGCUGAAGCCCCUGGAUUAGAGAGGCUCUGGAGCAAAGCCCGUCACUACCUCCUCACCCACCUGCCUGCUGUGGCUUUGUGCCCCACUUUCCCUUCUUUACCAUCUGCCUGCCUGGCCGAGCUCCUGGAUAGCGAUGAACUACACGUGCAAGAGGAGUUUGAGGCCUUCAUGGCUGCAUGGCGUUGGUUAGCUGCCAACCCCGAGACCCAGGAGUCAGAGGCCAAGGCCCUGCUUCGAUGUGUUCGCUUUGGCCGCAUGUCCACCAGGGAGCUGAGGAGGGUACGGGCAGCUGGGCUGCCUCCAGCCCUGUCCCCUGACUUGCUGCAUCAGCUCCUGGUGGAGGCUGCAGUUCCGGGUCAAGUGAGGCGGAGGGAGCCUGACCAGGCCCUGGUAGUGAUUGGCGGGGAUGGGCUCCGAUCAGACAUGGCCAGAAGACAGCCAUCCCGAGGAGUGUGGUGGGCCCGGGCCUUCUGCUGCGGUACAGGAUUGGUUCGAACUGUGGAUUGGGGACAGCUCCCUGCCCUGCCUGCCCCGGGGCGUUUCCGGCACGGGGCUGCGAGCCUGGCAGGAAGUGAACUCUAUGUGUGUGGGGGACAGGAUUUCUACAGUCAUGCCAACACCCUGGCUUCAACUCUCAGGUGGGACCCCAGUCAAGAGGACUGGGAGGAGAUGGCGCCUUUGUGCCAGGCUCGGAGCUUUUUUCCCCUGGUGGCACUGGAUGGACUACUCUAUGCCCUGGGCGGCCAGAACGGUGAUGUUGCUCUCGACUCUGUGGAGGCGUAUAACCCCGAGCUCAAUGUCUGGAGGCCAGCUCCUGCCCUUCCAGCACCAUGCUUUGCCCACGCAGCUGCUGUUUUGGAGGGCCGACUGUACGUGAGCGGUGGCUGCAGCGGUGCUGGCCAAUACCUGUCCUCCUUGCUGCACUAUGACCCCAAGCUGGAGAAGCCAGGGACACUUCUGAGCCCUAUGGGCAUACCUCGGGCUGGCCAUGUCAUGGCCGCUCUGGGGGGCCGGCUGUAUGUAGCAGGUGGGCUAGGCAAAAUGGGGGACCUACUGAGCUUUGAGGCCUAUGAGCCAAGGACUGAUAGCUGGACUCAUCUGGCACCUUUGCCCUCCCCCCAUGUGGGGGCUGCAGGUGCAGCUCUGCAGGGGGAGCUCCUUGUGCUGGGGGGCUACAGCCACCGUACUUAUGCUCUCUCCCACCUUAUCCAUGCUUACUGCCCUGGCCUGGGCCGCUGGCUCUGCCUGGGAACUCUACCAAAGCCUCGGGCUGAGAUGCCGGCCUGCAUCCUGGAGCUGCCCACUGUGCAGCACAUAGCUUUAGUUCCCACGCGGCACCAAACCAAACCUGCUGGGACUUGCUCCUUUCUACUCUCCAAUCCCCGGGACACCUAAACCCUCUUGGCAAUAUUCUUUCUCAGGUAACUUGCAGGUUCAGUCCAAUGUUUCCUCAGCCCACACACUUCAGGCUGCCCCUAAGAGCCUCUUGGCAGAAGUCCUUGUCCCGACCUGGCAACCUGGUGCUGCAGGGAGCCUGAGUUGCCCAGGAGAUGAGGCGGGAAUGCUGCGUGUGGGGAAGAGGAGGAGGCCCAGGCAAAGGAGCCAGGUGUCUAUGGUGGGAAAGGGAUGGGAUGAGGUUUGAGUGGUGGGAUGGAAAAAGCCAGAAGCCUGACUGGCUUCUUUCCUUCCUUUGAGGUGAGUUCAGGGAUCAGGAGUGACAACAGGACAGUUGCGGUAUGAGGUCCUAAGUUGUGAGAGGAGGUGGAAGAGAGGAAAAGUGAGAGACAAAGAGGACUCAGAAAAGUGGUUUCCCCCCUUUCUUUCUCUUUCCUCUUGAGUUUUUAAGAUUCAUUUCCCUUUUUUUGGCCAGGCAAAGUUAAGUCAGAUGCUUCCUUUCUCCCUUCCUCCACUAUGCUCUUUCUUCCUUUCUUUUUCCUUUCCUUUUUUCUUUUCUUUCCUUUUCUUUCUUCUUUCUUUUCUCUUCUCCCUUCUCCCACAUAGUGACCAAUCCCCUACUAUGUGCCAGGCACUAAAUGAGGCACAAGGACACAGAGAUUGGAGAGCUCCUGACCAGCAGGUAGACUUGUGGGUGGACUUAGGAGUAGGGCCACUUAUCUCAUCCCUCUCUUCGCUCGCUUUUAGAGGUGUGAGAACUCAGACAACAGAGGAGUGAACUCUGCCCAGGGAAAGCUUCUGCUAAGGAAGUCAUCAUCAAAUAGGUGUAGUUUGGAUUGGAUUUUGAAGACUCCUUGGAAACUCACCAGUCAGAAAAGGGGAAAGGCACUCCAGUCAGAGAAAAGGAGCAGGUGGGACAUGUAGUGCCCUGUGUCUCUCUAGCAAAGGGAAUGCCAGUAUUCCAGAGGGUUCUUUGGAGGCUUCUGCUGCUGUUGCCAGCCCACCCCCUUCUCUGGAGCUUUUCUGAAGAUAGUAGUUUGCACUUAAUUAUAUAUUCCCUCCAUCCACAACUCUCCUAAGUCUUUCCUGUUUGGUAUUUCCAUUUCUGACCCCUGAGCAGCUCAGGGCAAAGAAGGGCCAGUUCUUUGUAUAGGUCAGUUUUCUAUUACCAUUGUUCAUUAAGAUUCUCGUGCUCCUAAGGGUGAGAUAAAGGACUCUCUCUUGUGCCUUUCUUCAUCCUGGCCUGGAGGUGCUUGACAUACUUUUGUUUAUUUUAUUUUAUUUUUUUUGAGAUUUCAUUAUUAAGUUCUUUUGCCCCCCUGUAUCUCUGGUUUGGAGCAUAGAUGAACAUAAGGAGGGAUAAGUAGAAUAUAUAUGAGAAAAGGGAAGAAAGACUGAAGAAACCAGAAGAAGGAUAUUGAGGGUUCUGAGAAACUAUGAGGAUUGAGUCUUUAGGAUGAACUUCUGUGAACAUAUUUUUUGUGGUUUGUAGGCAAAGGCAGACUAAAAUAAAGGUUUCAUAAUUAUUGAA